GGUUGUGAGCCUGGGCAGAUUUUUAAGCAACCAAAACUGAGCCCUGGAAAGAAUUAUUCGCUAGGCCUUCUUCAAAGAUUGGAAGGCAAAAGACUGCGUUUCCUAGCACUGCCAGAGGCUUAGCUUGGCAAUAUUUCCAGGAAGAGCAUGGCCGAAAGCACAAUGGAGGCCAGAGGGGAGCGCUUUCUUAGACAAAGGCAAGUCCUGUUUCUGUUUGUUUUUCUGGGUGGGUCUCUGGCUGGGUCUGAGUCAAGACGCUACUCUGUGGUUGAGGAAACAGAGAGGGGCUUUUUAAUAGCCAACAUAGCAAAUGAUCUAGGGCUUGGGGAAGGGGAACUGGCUGUGAGGGGUGCACAAGUUGUGUCUAAAGGAAACAAACAGCAUUUUCAGCUUAACCAUCAAACUGGCGACUUGCACCUGCGUGAGAAAUUGGACCGGGAAGAGCUAUGCGGCCCCACGGAGCCAUGUAUACUACAUUUUCAGAUAUUACUGCAAAACCCUUUGCAGGUUAUUACAAAUGAGCUUCACGUCAUAGAUGUAAAUGACCAUUCUCCGGUAUUCUUUGAAAAUGAAAUGCAGCUGAAACUCUUGGAAAACACGCCACCAGGAACCAUGAUUCCUUUGGGAAAUGCUGAGGACUUGGAUGUGGGAAGAAACAGUCUCCAAAACUAUACGAUCACUCCUAAUUCCCAUUUCCACGUUCUCACACGCAGUCGUAGGGAUGGAAGAAAGUACCCACAACUAGUGCUGGACAAAUCUCUGGACCGUGAGGAGCAGCCAGAGUUCAUUUUGACUCUUACCGCGCUGGAUGGCGGCUCUCCACACCGGUCUGGGAUCGCCAAGAUCCACAUCCUGGUCUUAGACAUAAACGACAAUGCCCCAGAAUUUACACAGACACUCUACGAGGUUCAGAUUCUAGAGAACAGCCCCCUUAACUCUGUUGUUGUCACUGUCUCGGCUACUGAUUUAGAUACAGGAAAUUUUGGGACAGUAUCAUAUGCAUUUUUUCAUGCUUCUGAAGAAAUUCGUAAAACUUUUCAGCUAAAUCCAAUUACUGGUGAUAUCCAGCUAGUCAAAUAUUUGAAUUUUGAGGAGAUGAAUACUUAUGAACUGGACAUAGAAGCCAAAGAUGGUGGAGGCCUUUCAGGAAAAACAACAGUGAUAGUUCAGGUGGUUGAUGUGAACGACAACCCACCAGAACUGACAUUGUCCUCAAUUACCAGCCCUAUCCCUGAGAACUCUCCAGAGACUGUGGUGGCUGUUUUCAGUGUUUCUGAUCUAGACUCUGGAGAAAAUGGAAGAAUUAUGUGUUCCAUCGAGGACAGUCUCCCCUUCAUCCUUAAACCCUCUGUUGAGAAUUUUUACACCCUACUGACAAACACACCUCUGGACCGAGAGACCAAAUCCGAGUACAACAUCACCAUCACCGUCACCGACUUGGGGACCCCCAGGCUGAAAACGCAGCACAACAUAACCGUGACGGUCUCCGACGUCAACGACAACGCCCCCGCCUUCAGCCAAACCACCUACACCCUGCGCGUCCGCGAGAACAACAGCCCCGCCCUGCACAUCGGCAGCGUGAGCGCCACGGACAGGGACUCGGGCGCCAACGCGCAGGUCACCUACUCGCUGCUGCCGCCCGCGGACCCGCAGCUGCCCCUGGCCUCCCUGGUGUCCAUCAACGCGGACAACGGGCAGCUGUUCGCGCUCAGGUCCCUGGAUUACGAGGCGCUGCGGGCGUUCGAGUUCGGCGUGCGCGCGGCCGACCGCGGCUCGCCCGCGCUCAGCAGCCAGGCGCGGGUGCGCGUGCUGGUGCUGGACGACAACGACAACGCGCCCUUCGUGCUGUACCCGCCGCAGAACGGCUCUGCGCCCUGCACCGAGCUGGUGCCCAGGGCGGCCGAGGCGGGCUACCUGGUGACCAAGGUGGUGGCGGUGGACGGCGACUCGGGCCAGAACGCCUGGCUGUCGUACCAGCUGCUCAAGGCCACGGAGCCCGGGCUGUUCGGCGUGUGGGCGCACAACGGCGAGGUGCGCACGGCCCGGCUGCUGAGCGAGCGCGACGCCGUCAAGCACAGGCUGGUGGUGCUGGUCAGGGACAAUGGCGAGCCGCCGCGCUCGGCCAGCGUCACGCUGCACGUGCUGCUGGUGGACGGCUUCUCGCAGCCCUACCUGCCGCUCCCGGAGGUGGCGGCGGCCGAGGCGCGGGCCGACCCGCUCACCGUCUACUUGGUCGUCGCCUUGGCGUCCGUGUCGUCGCUCUUCCUGUUCUCGGUGCUGGUGUUCGUGGCGGUGCGGCUGUGCAGGCGGAGCCGGGCGGCGUCUGCGGGUCGCUGCUCGGGGCCCGAGGGCCACUUUCCGGGCCACCUGGUGGACGUCAGCGGCGCGGGGACGCUGUCCCAGAGCUACCAGUACGAGGUGUGUCUGACGGGAGACUCGGGGACCAAUGAGUUCAAGUUCCUCAAACCGAUUAUGACCAAUGGUCUGGUUCAAGACACUGAGUGAGACUAAAGCAAAGCUCCAAUUUUAAUGAUAGUUUAGGUCAAAAAGUAAUUGUUUGGCUAUGAUUGUUUUCUUUAAUAAUCAAGAAUCUUUAGUUGAUGUAAUAUUGUCUUUAAAUAUUGAUUUUACUUUGUGGGUUUUGUUAAUCCUCGUGUAUUCUCUUUUAUCUGCUUCCUGUUUUAGUAAUGCAGUCUGAAUCCCUCUUUUCUUUUUCUAAUAGGUGAGCAAAAAUAGAUUCAUUAUCUUUUAAUGGUGAUUUCAAACAAGUUUACUUUAAGGAACUAUCUCAAAUUCUCUAUCCAAAGCAAUGUAGAUAGAGUUCCAAAACAGUAAUCUUGUAAUUUACCGUGUUGAAUACAGUCAGAUAAUGUUCUUUAUAAUAUACUUAAAGCAGCUUUGUAGUUAAUGAAGUUUGUGGAUAGAUUAAAAUGUGUUUUCUCUAAGCUGUACCUUCUUCAAGGUACACCAUGUUUUUAGGGACAAUUCAUUUAGUUCAAUUUAUGUUUUGACAUUUGCAAUUAAUAUUUCAAUAUUUUUACAUUUACGUUGUCAUAAAUACACACAAAAUACAGGCUAUAAGGCAAAUUACUCUUGGAUUUGGCUAGAAUAUUCUCAUGAAGACUGAAGAAAAAAAAUAAACCUACAGCAUUUUGAAAAACAGAUUGUGCUUUUACAUUUUGCAUGAAAAUGUUGUUUAGUGGGGCAUCUGAUGCUAUGACAAUUUAGUGUGUAAAUUCUGAGAGAAGUUAUCAACCUAAGAGUCGUUUUUUAAUAAUUUCAAGAAAGCACAUACAUGUAUGAUCUCUAAAUGCUUUAUGUAAAAGUAGUGUCCCAUCCAAUCCUACUUUUAAAAUUAAUAUCUACUUGGCAUUUAGAUGGUGAUAUAUGAGGGAAAUCUAUAACAAAAAUUAUAAUAUAUACAUAUAUGUAUAUUAUAUAAUUUUAUUAUAUUUUAUAAAAUUAUAUAAUUUUAUUAUAUAUAUGUAUACAUACAUAUAUAUGUAAUUUUUGUUUUUUGUCUUGGUUCUCUUCUCCUGAUUUCAACCUGACAUGACCCAGGAUUAUAGAUGGUCCUUCUGAGGACUGUCCAUCCACACUAGCAUUCUACCACCUACAAUGUAAUUAAAAGAUAUACAAGAAUAGGUAGUUCUAAAGAAGACAGAGCAAGGGGCUCCUGGGUGGCUCCAGUUGGUUGAAUGACUGAUUUGACUCAGGUCAUGAAUCUCACAGUUUGUGAGUUUGAGCCUUGCACAGCCUUGGGCCUGUGCUGAUAGGUCAGAACCUCCAACCUGCUUCAGAUUCUGUGUCUCCCUCUCUCUCUGCCCCUCCCCCACUCAUUCAUUUUCUCUUUCUCUCUCUCAGAAGUGAAUAAACAUUGAAAAAUUUCUAAAAGAGCAGUAUCAUUGUGAAAGUCUAAAUUAGCUAUAACUAUGAAUAAAAUCUGGAAGCAACCAAAGUCACAUUUUAUGGCUAUUUUGAGUGAAAGAGAAAAACUUAUUUUUAAGUGAUAAAAUAUUUAGUCCCCAGUUAAAUAAGUUGAUUAGGAAAAAAAUUGGUUUUCUUCUUGAAGGCAUUUUCUCAUCCAGAAGGACAGAACUUUCCAAGAAUUGAAUACUUAUGACUAGAAGAGAGAAAACUGAAGUUUCUCAACAAAUUUGAAAAUCCCCAAAAGAGAAGAAGAAUUUAAGAUUGACAUGCCUUCAGUCAUAUUUUAAAGUGCAGCUAUAAAUGGUGUCAUUUUACAUAACUGAGAUCAAAUGCAUGAAUCCUUAAUAAUCAGGGGAAAGAGUAUUUCCUUUCAUUGAUGAAGCACUUUAUAGAGAUAUUUUAAUCUGGCUCUUCUGUUUAGAUCUUUUUUUUUUUCUUCUUUUCAUAAAUUGGCUGAAUUUUUAUUAAGAGAGGAAAAGAUCAAAGAAUUGUGACCAAGUCUUCUCUGUUUGGCUGACUUAGUCCUAGGUAGUAUCAGAGCUACUAUUCCAUUGUGGAAAGUAUAGAAAGCAGUUCUUUUUUUGGCCAAUAUGGUAUAUGAUCUGGGACUAAAGUUGGAGGAGCUAUAUGCUGAGCACUCAUUUAGACCCAGAAGACAGAAGAACAGACGCUGUUAGUAACUUGGUAGAUCCAUUGAAUUCACCUAUUGUUGAGUGAACAGAAUUUAGUAAAGCCAGAAAAGAUCUUCUAGACUAAAUUUGAAGAUUAGAAACAAUUACACCUUACUCUUGUUUCAAAGUUGAUUUUUAUUUCUAUGCUGUUGGAAAGUUUUUCCCUUUUAUUUAAAGACAAUUUCCAAAAACUUCUUUAUCCAGAUAUUAAGUACAGGACAGAGAAGGUACCAUAUGUAUAGUACUAUGUAUUGUGGCCACUUUUUGGAAUUCCCAUACUGAAAGUCUGGUACAAGGUAAAAGCGAUGACCUUCUAUGUUAAUGAUAAUUUUUAGUAGUCUUCUGUGAGGAAUAGUAAGUUCAUUACUGUGAAUUAUUUCCAAAUUGAUCUCUAAUAUUCUAAUUUUCAAAAAGUAAGAGAAAUUAAAAUGGCUCCUCUGCCCAAAUAUACUAAAUAACCUUACUAGACUUUAAGGAACUUGACAGUAGAAUCUGUUUCUGUUUUAUUCAGACUUGUAUCUCCAACACAUGGCAUUAUGCCUCACACAUAGUAGAUGCUUGAAUAACUUUUGCUGAAUGAGUAAUUUUUAAAAAAUAUUUGAGAAAUCAAUGAAUUUUUCAAGACCUCAUUUACUUGGUACUUAUCUGUACACUGAAUUUCAAAAGAACUAGCUACAUUCAGAAAGGGCUGGGGAUUGAUAAUGCCAAUUUCCAUAGAACCAAUAUAUUAUUUAGUUGUCUUCCUUCACUUGUGUGGGGAUUUCUGGAAACUCAGAGAAUUGUAAAACAAUGUACUGAUCUCCAGUUGGGUUCCAGAUGCACUUGCUCACAUCUUUGAUUUCAGCAAUAAAGAAGAAAUGAAAUAAAAGUAAUUUAUAAAAGCA
Messenger RNA from Felis catus (domestic cat), 5485 nucleotides. RefSeq names its product protocadherin beta 3 (gene PCDHB3). Lineage: Eukaryota; Metazoa; Chordata; Mammalia; Carnivora; Felidae. Gene Ontology annotation, molecular function: calcium ion binding. The transcript has a single exon. The coding region runs from base 148 to 2505 and encodes 785 amino acids. Gene Ontology annotation, biological process: homophilic cell-cell adhesion. Gene Ontology annotation, cellular component: plasma membrane. The record is from RefSeq and is a predicted model, not a curated record.